ACUGAUUGUUGUGUACCAAACCGCCGAUCACCUGUGAGGGCUCCGUGUUGUGUAGCAAGUGACCAGCAUCCCGGCCGCUGUGGGCGUGCUGCUGUGGGUGUGGUGGUGCUGCUGUUGCUGUGGGCGUGGUGGUGUUGCUGUGGGCGUGGUGGUGUUGCUGUGGGUGUGGUGGUGCUGAUGUGGACGCUGGAGUGUGUUGACAUGCUUUAUAUUAUAGUAAGGCGAGUGCGGUGGCCCAUAGGGCUAUCCGAACAGCUAAGCGUGGGGGGUUGGAGAUUUUUAGUUUCCACCAUUACGUCUGAUACUCCUCUGCCCCUGAUCUGGAAGAAAAUCCACAAGGUAGUGGGUUUUGUCGUCAAGUGCCACGAAGACCGAAGUUUGCAAAGAAAUCGAGUGAAGGCACGGCAGUUAAUGAUAACAAAAUUGGAUAAUCAUUUUAAUGGAGAAAUGAGUGUAGAUUCUCAGCUCAGGAGAAUACAGGAAUUAAAAAAUUCAAAGGUGCAUAAAAAAUCACUGAAAAGAGAAAUGAUGAAAAAAGCUUGGAGAGAAAGAGAAGGCAUUGACUAAACAUUACUGUAAUUAAAUUUAUGACAACAAAUCAAAUGAUACUUAGCAGUCAAAUAAUAAUUACUAAUUAUAUAAAUGGGUGCAUUAUAUAUUUAACUGAAAAUAAUAAUUAAAGUUUAUUGGUGAUAGAGAUUUUUAAGUUAUAUGAACAAUCUACAAAAUCAUUUGAGGUUUUAAGUCUCUUUGAAGAUUUAGUCAAAAUCAUGACAAACCAAAGAAUUUAGACUCCUUUUCAUAUAUUGUUAGUGAACAAGUUAGUAAUGAUGUCAUUUUGAUUUUAAGCCUGGCACAAAGACCACUGAUCAAUUAGUGCAAUUAUUUAAUUGUAAUUACUAUACCUAAUUGUAGUUACAGGAUGAUAAACAUGGUCAUGGUAACCCAUCCUCCUUGUAUAUUUUAUUUUACUUUUGAGUUCAGCAUUUGUUCUCAUGUUUAAUACAGAAUCUUGCUGCUCAUUUCAUUUCCCGAUGAGCCUUUACA
Molecule: messenger RNA, 1047 nt
Organism: Procambarus clarkii (red swamp crayfish)
Lineage: Eukaryota; Metazoa; Arthropoda; Malacostraca; Decapoda; Cambaridae
Source: RefSeq, a predicted model, not a curated record